This is a messenger RNA of Bradysia coprophila, 4227 nucleotides long. It is a transcript of the gene ken, whose product is annotated as zinc finger and BTB domain-containing ken and barbie protein. The record is from RefSeq and is a predicted model, not a curated record. Gene Ontology annotation, biological process: regulation of transcription by RNA polymerase II. Gene Ontology annotation, cellular component: nucleus. NCBI's taxonomy places the organism in Eukaryota, Metazoa, Arthropoda, Insecta, Diptera, Sciaridae. Gene Ontology annotation, molecular function: protein binding; RNA polymerase II cis-regulatory region sequence-specific DNA binding; DNA-binding transcription factor activity.
CACAUUUUUUCGAUUGUCGGAGUCGGACCCGUAGAGCCGUAGCGUAUAUACACACUACACGGUGUGUGUAGAAUAACAAUUUAUAUUUUGUGCACUAAAAACACUGGUUCGGAAAAUAAGUUUUUACAAAAUAAAAAAAAAAUUGUUAAAACUAUCAACCAUCUCUUUCAUUGUAAAUUUUUACUCCUUUUUUAUGCACACUCUCGUUGACUCCUACCUCUUCGAAAUAGGCAGUCGAGAGUAGACAGCCGAACUGUGAUCACGGUGAUCGGAACUGUGUGUAUUUUUUCAAAAAAAAAUAAUUUGGGAUUAGUUAAAUGUUGGCUAAUAAAAAGUGUAUUGCGCAAAAGGUGUUUAUUCUCAAAUAAGAUAAAAAAAAAUUAAAUUUUCAUUUCGUUUGUUGCUGCUCUGUAAUUAAUCGGAUGUUGAGGAACUUCAACGGAAAUUCGUUCGAUAUAACUUUUGUUGUUGAGUGUUUUUUACAUUUAUAUAUAUCGUGUGGACUUUUGAAGAACAUAUACCGCGCGCGAGACAAAUCGAGAUGACACUCGAGAUUUAUCGGAAAGAAGGAAGAGAAGUGUGGAACGAUACACUGCAAUAAUAAAUAAGAAUUCAGUUGCGUUGAUCAAUCGACUUGGAUUAACCGAUUCUCUGUUAUUGAUUCAACAUUUUUCGCAUUUUUGAUCGUGAAUGGACUCUGAAAAAUCAAAAAUUUUCUUUAUACUCUCGGACCAGUGGAACUAAUUUUAUUUCGAGUAUGUCAACAUAUUAAAACUAAAAAUUAAAAAUUGCCGAAAACAAUUUAAAAAAAAAACUCGAGAGAGAAAAAAAAACAUUUUCUUUUUAACAUUACAUCACCGUCGAGUAUAUUACAAAAAUUUACUUUAAAAAAUUUCCCUUUCAAACUGUUUAUGAACAACAAAAAAAAAACUUUUACUUUCAAUUUUAAACUUGAUGUUGUAAUCUUGCGCGCGCAUAGCCCGUAAUAUUAUUACGACACAAAUCGGAGGUUUUUUUGUUUAACGUAAAUUGUGUUUUCAAAAUGAAAAAGUAAAGUGUGUGCCAGUGAAUAAAUGGAAAAUGAUGAACUUUUAAUAACUUUUUGCAGCAAAUAAGCAUUUUCACAGAAACAUACAAAAAAUCAUAAUUUUUAACAAUAAAAACAACGACAACCGAAACAACCAUUUGGAUUACAUUGCGUGUGUGUUAAAGAAAAAAAAAUUAAAUUAAAAAAAAGAAAAAUGAAAGUGAAAUGAAGUUAUGAGUUCAUCAUCGAAAAAUGGAUAAAACACUUAAUUGGACUGUAUCGUUUAAGUAUAAUUAGGUCAAAAUGGAUGUGAUGAAUGGAAAGAAAGUAUAUUUAGCACUUCCAGAUGGUAGAACUGAUCAAUAGAGUCAACCAUUAAAAUCAUCAGCUUUAUUACAUUGAAAACCAUCGGAGUGCAAUUAAUUGCGAGAGAAGAAAGAAACUAUUUUUUGUUCGUUUUUGACAUUGUUAACAACAUUAAAAAAAUCUUUAAUCCCGCAUUGAAUGUUCGUUAAAGAGCGGAAAAAGUGUGAUGGAAAAAGUUGUACAUAAAAAGUGUUUUAUUAUCGAAAAUGGAUCUUUUCUUUCAGUCUCAGACGAUUUAUCUUUAUCCAAAAGGAUUAUUUUGAUUGAAUAGUGAAUUUCGGCUGUUUUAUCAUUCAAUAUUUUUUUUUAUUCCUCCGUAUAAAAUUAGAAGAAGAAGAAAUUUAAUAAAAAAAAACUUCACGAUGUAGUGUGACUGUGAUGGUAUAUUGUGUUAACAAAUAAGAAUAACCGAAAAAUAACAGAAAAAAGAAGAAUUGAAGAAGAAGAAAAAAAGUUAAGGAAUAUAUGUGAAACUGGAUUAUAUACAUGCACAUUCACCAUUGACAGACAGAAAGGAUGCUGAUGCUGCAUUAUAGCAAACACGGUGAGUGUAUACUCCAGGAAAUUGGCGCAGCAUUUCGCGGUGAACAUCCAUCUGAUCUGUUGCUUGUGUGUGAGGGUAAAGAGACACUCAAAGCACAUAAACUAGUAUUGGCAGCAGCAAGUCCUUUGAUCAGAAUGCUUCUUGAAGAAGUACCAGUGGUCGAAGGCAUAACUACUGUACAUUUUCCAGACGUCGAAGCAACUUAUUUCCGUUCGCUCUUGGAUUUUUUAUAUUCAGGACAAACAUGUGUACCCGCCACAGACGUUGAACAUUUGCACGAUCUCUUAGAUUUACUACAAAUAAAGCCGGGCGUAUGGCGUACGGGGAAUAAAGAUGGCCAAAAUUCGCCGGGAGAAACGAUCGAAGUUUUGUCCCGGAUAUAUUCCAAUGAUCAGAAAAAUGAACCGUUGACCGACAUAAACAGCAACGAGGGCGAAGUGACCCGGCGACGUCGAUCGAAAAGUAGAGAUUGUUCACCGUCACCGACGCGGACGCAAGUGAAGCGUGAACGGUUAAACGAAAGUUCGUGCGAAGACGAACAGGAAUUGGACGAUGACAUUGAAGAGGAGAAUUUGGACAAGAAUCACUACAAUUCCAACAAUGUGCAUCUGGAUGACGAGGAUGAUAUGCGACACGAAGAUGAUACCAAUGAUGGGGAAACCGAUGAAAUUAAUCGAGACAUGGUCGGUGAGAGACGGCGCAGUUCGUCUGAUCCAGUUAAUUUAUCACUUGGACUUCGUGAUAGAGAAGAAGAUUCCAACGAUGGACACAUUGACGUUGAGACAAUAGGAAAUGCUCCUAGCAAGAGUUUAAUACCAGCCCGCUUAUUAGAUCCAUUCCGAACGAAACGAAAGAUUCUUUACCAUCCACCAGACCCAGAAAUAUUGAAGCCACCUGAUCAUGAUCUUAUCCAAAAUUCGCCCGACAAUUAUGUUGUGACGCCUCAUCGAAAACGACGUCCAGGCUUUCACAAUUCACCCGCCAAUCCACCGUUUUUAUCGUACAAUCCCAGCUACUUAGACGACCUACGAUCUCGAAAAGGCCUUCCAACAUCAUACUAUCCAGGUGAUCGACCACCGUUAUCACCCACAUCACAUCCAUCAGAUUUACUCCUGCACAAUAAUCACCACAACAAUAACAGUCGGCAGCGACCACCUAGUGCCGAAAGACCCAUACAAAUGCCAUCAUCAUUCGUAUACCCAUGGCCACCACAUUCCGCAGCAUUAGCUGCACUACCCAGCGGUCCAGUACUCGGCGUCCCGGGUGGUACAAAUUCACUCGUAAAAUCGGAAGACCAUCAGCAAAACCAACAGAAUCGCAGCGGCAAUUCGUCGAGUGGACCGGCACCGGUUCGUGAAUACCGUUGCGAAUAUUGUGGGAAACAGUUCGGCAUGUCUUGGAAUUUGAAAACCCAUUUACGUGUUCAUACCGGCGAGAAACCGUUUGCGUGUCGGUUGUGCGUGGCAAUGUUUAAGCAAAAAGCGCAUUUGUUAAAGCAUCUGUGUUCGGUGCAUCGAAAUGUGAUAAGUACGCCAGAGGCGGGUGGACGGUUCAGUUGUUGUUUCUGUUCGAUGUGGUUCGAAACGUUGCAGGAACUAGUAAGACAUUUGUCGGGACACCAUAAUAAUUUGUUGUUAAGUAAAAAUUUGCGUGAUUAACAGUGGAUUUAUAGUGCUGCAUUCGAGAUGGCACGGUUAACAUUGAAAAAAAUCUUUUUUUUUUCGUACCGAAAAUUCGUUCACAUUUCCAUUACAAUUUUCGUUAUUUUCAAUAUCACUGUCGUAGACCGAAUUUUGGUGUUUUUAUUUUGUUUGUUUACUUUGGAAAGCCGUUUGUGGUUAAUGAUGCACGUUCGAAGUCUCACAAUUUAUUUCUCGAAAUUCGUGUGAAAAGUUUGUCCUCCGUCGUUGGAAAUGUAAAAACGAAAAGGCAAACGGGUUUCAUCUCCAGGUAAAUUUAGGUGAAACUCGCACAUUCGAAUUGCACCAUUGCGUUUUGCAAUUUGGCAUCAUUCCAGAAAAGGUAUUUUCAAACGUAUAUAUACCAUUUGCGUAUGAUUAAUUUAGACGAAGAAGAGCAACAAAAAAAAGUAAUUAAAAGAAAACGUUACCUGAUUAAAGUGUAGUUGGAGUGUCUAACCAAUUUCUUUUGUAAAUAAUCUAAACAUAAUCUUAAUUCAUUGCACAUUCAUCAAUUUCCGAUAAAAUAGAAAGAAAGAAAAAAAAUGUUGUAAUUCGGCGAAGGUGUUGCAACGGUUCGAAUAAAUCGAAGAAAAACGUCUUAGGCAAAA